AUGUCGGGCACACCCCCGACCACCCGGAUCGGGCUGGACGCCCGCGCUGCUGAGCUGAAGGAGAAGUUGCUCAGGAGCCGGAGCCAAUCACAAGCGCGCGCAAACUCGGCACACCCGUCACCCAGUGCUACCAAGGCCGGCGUCAGUGUUGGUGUUGCGCCAGCGAGUCCGGCAAACAUAUCCGAGCCCGGAGUCCGCGCAUCGGACCAAACGAAACCGGCCCAGUCAAUGCCGCGCGAGGACCCCCAGCCCUCUGCGUCAACGUCAUCUGGGUCCGAGGCAAGCGAACUGCGGCAAAUGAUUUCCUCCCUUCUGGCUCCCACCCCGGACUCUAAGAAUGACGGUUCCAGUCGCAGCAAUGAGGCCCACAAGGCUGCCGCCGACCAAGAGAGGCCUAAGGAGGGAGAGGGGUCAUCUGGUCUCCGGCCUGCCGCCACCAACGGCCGACGCCCGGGGCUCACUCUUUCUACGACCAGCUCGACACGAAAAGCUAGCCCGCCCAAUCCCAGCCAUGUCUCCCACAAGGCCGCCAAAGAGGCAAAUCUUGAGGAGGGAGAGGUAACGAGCCCAGACGAAGGUACGCUGAAAGGGUCCGAUGCCAAGAGCCCCUUGGCCACGCCUGCUUUGCGCACGGAUGGCUCCCGGCCCGCUGCAGCUAGCGGAGGUCGCCGAGAAUCCGCUCGCGGGAACACUGACCCGGCGCCCGUAAGGAAAGGUCCUCAGGAGGGAGAGGCAACAAGGUCAGGGGGAGCGGCGUUGAGAAGGGGGGCCCCUAAGACUCCGUCGGCCACGCCUGUUUCGCGCAGUAGUAAUGCUCCAUCCACCGCGGCUUCUGACCGUCGCUGGGAAUCCGCUCGCAAGGAGACUGAGCCGACGUCCGGAAGACAACCUGCCCAAGAUCCAACUCGUCGUGACAGCGGGAGCAAGCCACAUACAGCAGCUUCUAAGCCGGCGGUUCAGAGUGCCGAUUCCGCUGAGAAGCUGAAGACGGGUCACCACAGCAAUAGUAUCAGCCAGGUUGUCACCGGGAUGGGCCCACCUCCUCCCGUCGGUUCUGCUCCCGCCCGAACUGCGGAGGACGACAAAGUCUUACCCUCCCCUUCUCAGCGCUCGCCACGCAGGCCCUCCGCCGCCAGUCUCGGCAACAUCAAGCACGAGGACAGUAGCACCCACCACACUUCGGCCGGCAGCAAAAACCUGGACGAACCCAGGCGUCGGUCAGCGCCGAACCACUACCGCGAUGACCCGGCUGCCUUGCCAGCCAAGCGCCCGGAAGUAUUACGUCGUGCGGAUGAAUCGGCUCUGUCUGGCGAGGCCUUCACUCGGCUGCUCAACCAGGUGCCCGACCUCAGGGACUGGCUCGAGAUGACUAACUACGACGAUGUGGAGACUCGGACCAGAAAGCUCGAUCGCUUCCGGAGAGCGAAGGUUCUUGCCGCGGAGAAGCGCAGGAUUGAGGAGGAGGAGAAGAAGCUCAUGGAGGAAGAAGCGCUAGAGAUGGCUUUGACGCCAUCGACUGUCGUCCCGCUUACCGGCGUGGGGAAAGGCACGCCCGUUCCACAGGACACGCCGCACGCUCGUCCUGACAAGAGAGCCCGCGAGGAAAGUCCAUCGGAGUCUCGCCAGGCAAAGGUGCCUCGGAGCGAAGCACCUCCACACAGUUUAUCCGAGGUUGACACCAGAACCCGGCAGCCUUCUCCCCCCGGCAAGGCUGUGCAGCCCCCAAGGUCCCCUGGCCGGGGUUCGCCGCCGUCUCGGCUCCCGCGUCCGCCGUCUCCUAGCCGCCACGAGUAUCGUCGACCCCGAGAGCCCUCUCCCUACCGGCCAUCUCGUCCAGGGCCAAGGCCCGGCGCUGAUAAUUACGGCAGCCACGACGACUAUCCUCCAAGGCCCGAGCGGUCGAGGAGCUACAGGACAUAUCCAGUCCCCAUCGAUUUGGGUCGCAAGGGUGAUACCCGUUAUUUCAUCUUGAAAUCCUUCACUGAGGAGAACGUGCGACAGUGCAUGGACGAUGGCAUCUGGACCACACAAGUUCAAAAUGGAGGACUCUUCACAAAGGCCUACAAGGACUGCAGGAAUGUAAUAUUCUUCUUUUCUGUUAAUAAGAGCAAAGCUUUCCAGGGAUAUGCACGCAUGGCAUCUGCACCAUCUCCGGACAUUCCUACCCCCAGAUGGGUCAAGGCGCUCAACUGGGAUACUAGCCACCCAUUCUACGUGGAGUGGCUCAGCAAAACGUCAGUCGACUUCUUCCGCAUCGGCCACCUCAAGAACGCUUACAACGAGAACCUGUCGGUCCUGGUCGGUAAGGACGGACAGGAAAUCGAGCCACAAUGUGGCGCCGACCUGCUGAGAGAGAUGGAAGCCAUUGCGCUUGGGCGAUCAGAACCGGAGAGAGAGGACGGAUAUCCGUCCCGUCGAGAGAGUGGUGGUGGUGGUCCUUGGAGUGCCGGAGCCGGUUACCAUCCUGAUAGAUGGGGUUAUGGGUCGAGGUACAAAGGGGAUAAGGCCCGUUAG
Molecule: messenger RNA, 2514 nt
Organism: Chaetomium strumarium
Lineage: Eukaryota; Fungi; Ascomycota; Sordariomycetes; Sordariales; Chaetomiaceae
Product: YT521-B-like domain-containing protein
Exons: 5
Coding region: 1-2514 (837 amino acids)
Biological process (GO): mRNA splicing, via spliceosome; regulation of alternative mRNA splicing, via spliceosome
Cellular component (GO): nucleoplasm
Molecular function (GO): N6-methyladenosine-containing RNA reader activity; mRNA binding
Source: RefSeq, a predicted model, not a curated record